This is a messenger RNA of Lagenorhynchus albirostris (white-beaked dolphin), 1545 nucleotides long. It is a transcript of the gene IFT57, whose product is annotated as intraflagellar transport 57. Gene Ontology annotation, biological process: intraciliary transport; non-motile cilium assembly. The transcript has 12 exons. Gene Ontology annotation, cellular component: intraciliary transport particle B; Golgi apparatus; centrosome. The coding region runs from base 136 to 1527 and encodes 463 amino acids. The record is from RefSeq and is a predicted model, not a curated record. Lineage: Eukaryota; Metazoa; Chordata; Mammalia; Artiodactyla; Delphinidae.
GGAGUCUAGUUUCCCUGGUGAUGGGUUGCCCGGCGGUCGCCUGGUAACCGGCCGCGGAGGUCUUGGCUGAGCCAGCGCAGGCCGCGGAGGUCUGUGGGCCGGGGCUGACGCUGGACUCUUUCUGUCUGUUCCGCGAUGGCAGCGGCAGUGGUCACGCCGUCGGGUUUGGAGGAUGGGGUUUCUCGGUCCCGUGGCGAAGGGGCAGGGGAGGUGGUCGUGGAACGGGGCCCCGGCGCGGCCUACCACAUGUUCGUGGUGAUGGAGGACCUGGUGGAGAAGCUGAAGUUGCUCCGCUAUGAGGAGGAUCUCCUCCGGAAAAACAACCUGAAGCCCCCGUCCAGACACUAUUUUGCACUGCCUACCAAUCCUGGGGAACAGUUCUACAUGUUUUUCACUCUUGCUGCUUGGUUGAUUAAUAAAGCAGGACACCCCUUUGAGCAGCCUCAAGAAUAUGAUGACCCUAAUGCAACAAUCUCUAACAUAUUAUCUGAACUUCGAUCAUUCGGGAGAACUGCAGAUUUUGCUCCUUCAAAAUUAAAAUCGGGUUAUGGAGCACAUGUAUGCUAUGUUCUUGACUGUUUAGCCGAAGAAGCAUUAAAAUAUAUUGGUUUCACUUGGAAAAGACCAACAUACCCAGUGGAAGAAUUAGAAGAAGAAACUGUUGCAGAAGAUGAUGCAGAAUUAACAUUAAAUAAAGUGGAUGAAGAAUUUGUGGAAGAGGAGACAGACAAUGAAGAAAACUUUAUUGAUCUCAGCGUUUUGAAGGCCCAGACCUAUCGCUUGCAAAGUCUAGGCCCUGAAAAGUGUGCCCUUAAGUAUCAUGGUGACUCAAGAAGCUGGGUGUACAUGAGCAUUUUCCUGAGAUUUGUGGUAAAUGGAGCACGAGAAAAGGAUAUGAACGAGUCUGCCAAACAAGAAGAUAUUUUGGAAUCCACAACAGAUGCUGCGGAAUGGAAUCUAGAAGUGGAACGUGUACUACCACAACUGAAAGUCACGAUCAGGACUGACAAUAAGGAUUGGAGAAUCCAUGUUGACCAAAUGCACCAGCACAAAAGUGGAAUUGAAUCUGCUCUAAAGGAGACCAAGGGACUUUUGGACAAACUUCAUAGUGAAAUUAGCAGGACUCUGGAGAAGAUUGGCAGCCGAGAAAAGUACAUCAACAAUCAGCUUGAGCACUUGGUUCAGGAAUAUCGUGCAGCUCAAGCCCAGCUGAGUGAGGCAAGGGAGCGUUACCAGCAGGGAAACGGUGGAGUAACUGAAAGGACCAGACUCCUGUCUGAGGUUACAGAAGAGCUAGAAAAGGUAAAACAAGAAAUGGAAGAAAAAGGCAGCAGUAUGACUGAUGGUGCUCCUUUGGUGAAGAUUAAACAGAGCUUAACGAAGCUGAAGCAAGAAACUAUUCAGAUGGACAUUAGAAUCGGUGUUGUGGAACACACAUUACUCCAGUCAAAACUGAAGGAGAAGUCCAACAUGACCAGGGACAUGCAUGCCACAAUCAUUCCAGAAUCUGCAAUAGGCUCUUAUUAAAACAUAUCGUUUUUCAGG